Trypanosoma conorhini is the source of this 417-nucleotide messenger RNA. RefSeq lists its product as uncharacterized. Bases 1 to 417 code for a protein of 138 amino acids. NCBI's taxonomy places the organism in Eukaryota, Euglenozoa, Kinetoplastea, Trypanosomatida, Trypanosomatidae. The transcript has a single exon. The record is from RefSeq and is a predicted model, not a curated record.
AUGUGUGCAGAACACAUUAACACCCGCGAGGACUUGCACAGGAGUUCCCUUCAGCGACACACGCACGCCCCCCCACCCCCACGCCCCCACGCGCCUCGCCUCCGUCGUUCGCUUCACCCCCUUCCACCGCAUGGAGGCGGAGGCAACAGCGGCGCCCUCGGCGCUUCCUCGCUUACGCUGCCCCGCGCGUGGGCCACGCAGUUCCAAUCCGCAGCACCGCCGCCGCUCAGCAACGCAACGCUGUCCUCCUCAAAGAUGGCGGCGCGCACGACCUCCGCAAAGCGGGGAUCCACACCGUCCGCCUCGGUCGCCUGCUGCGCCGACAGCGUCACGCGCUGCGCGUGCAACGGGGCGCCGGCGUCCAUCGAAGCCCCCGCAGGCGCCCCUCCUCUCUCCCCUUCCCUGGAUGAGGCCUAG